AAUCCAUAUUAAAAACCUAGGUAGGGAGCGUGAAGGACUCCACGAAUUCCGUUUGGAGGCAUCUUUGAGCUCGCCGAGUAAGCAUCAUGAGCAAAGCUCACCCUCCAGAGUUGAAAAAAUUUAUGGACAAGAAAUUAUCAUUGAAAUUAAAUGGUGCCAGACAUGUCCAAGGAAUAUUGCGGGGGUUCGAUCCCUUUAUGAAUCUUGUAAUAGAUGAAUGUGUGGAGAUGGCAACUAGUGGGCAACAGAACAAUAUUGGAAUGGUGGUAAUUCGAGGAAAUAGUAUCAUCAUGUUAGAAGCCUUGGAACGAGUAUAAACAAUGGGUGUGUUCACCAGAAGAAACCAACUGCUUCCACGUGUCCCCUUCAUAGCACCAGUUUUACUACAAUAUAAAAAUCAGGUCAUGCAUUUUCAUAUUGAACUUUUUUGUUAAAUAAACUUUUUUAAUAGUCAAAAAAUGCUUUCUCAGACAUUCCAAACAUGGAAAAUUGAAUGUUAGCUUUUACUCCAGUUUUUUCUAACACAAACUGUUCCUGGCUGAGACUGAUUUAUUCCAAAGCUUUUAUGCAUUAAUAUUGAAGAAUCUGAUUAAAUGUGAAGCAUGGCUAGGA
Molecule: messenger RNA, 612 nt
Organism: Leopardus geoffroyi (Geoffroy's cat)
Lineage: Eukaryota; Metazoa; Chordata; Mammalia; Carnivora; Felidae
Product: small nuclear ribonucleoprotein G-like
Exons: 1
Coding region: 87-317 (76 amino acids)
Biological process (GO): spliceosomal snRNP assembly; mRNA splicing, via spliceosome
Cellular component (GO): U2 snRNP; SMN-Sm protein complex; U2-type prespliceosome
Molecular function (GO): RNA binding
Source: RefSeq, a predicted model, not a curated record